Molecule: messenger RNA, 701 nt
Organism: Pseudoliparis swirei
Lineage: Eukaryota; Metazoa; Chordata; Actinopteri; Perciformes; Liparidae
Product: homeobox protein orthopedia B-like
Exons: 3
Coding region: 1-540 (179 amino acids)
Biological process (GO): regulation of transcription by RNA polymerase II
Molecular function (GO): RNA polymerase II transcription regulatory region sequence-specific DNA binding; DNA-binding transcription factor activity, RNA polymerase II-specific
Source: RefSeq, a predicted model, not a curated record
AUGGCUUUCGGGUUGGAUUUAACUGGCCGUCAUGUUUCCGAGAUAAACACGUUUUAUUUGGGACACUACUGGCCCGCGGCAUGCCCGGACACAAACAAGGAGGAGGAUUACGCACAGGAGAGCAGAGUGCAUCGUGAUGCUCGCCACAGGACGCGCUCGGACACCCAGAGCCGCCGGAAGCGCACAACUUUCAACAAGGCUCAGCUCAGCGAGCUGGAGAGGGCCUUCUCUGUCACACAGUACCCGGACAUUAAAAUGAAGGAGUCUCUUGCAUCUGUUACUGGGCUACCGGAGUCUAAAAUACAGGUCUGGUUCCAAAAUCGACGUGCGCGCUAUUUCAAGAGCAAGAAACCAACUAAAGAGGCGCCCACGCCCUCCACAAACUACCUGUAUCCGUUUUCCUACAUCCGAUGUCCGAGCCCACCAUUCCCACAGCUGGUUCCUUUUUUCCUCCUACUCCCAGCCCACCGUCCCGAGCAGGGACUCCAAGUCUACCUCAGUCCACCAGGCUCUCAACCAUACUGGGGAGUCAAACCAUGACCCUGCCCGCAUAUACGUCUCCUGUCGCCGCAGACCGAGCUACGCGCUGCUCCCCGCAUGGACCAGGUCUCCAGGGAGUCCCCCAAGACCACCAAACCCCAGACUUCACUGAUUACUGCCACGAUAUGCUCCCACAGCGUGAACUUAUUGAAUGGGACGUA